This is a messenger RNA of Rotaria socialis, 510 nucleotides long. The record is from the annotation of a GenBank genome assembly. NCBI's taxonomy places the organism in Eukaryota, Metazoa, Rotifera, Eurotatoria, Philodinida, Philodinidae.
AUGGAAUUUUGGGAAUUAGAUGGAAUUGGUUCCGUGAGCGGAACCGGUUCCGGAAUACGAAAUAAUCAAUCAAAUGUUUUAUCUACUGAUGUGGUUCAACAACAAUUGAAUGAAUUACUUAAUGAACCUAUAUCAGAACAAUAUCAACGUCAGUUUCGUAAAUAUUUUGGUGCUAAUAUAACUACAAAAACAUUUACGAUUCAUGAAUUCGCUCAUCUGUUUCAAGUAACAUCACUACUUACUCGUCUUCUUUGGAUAUCACCAAUGUCAGUAAAAGCAUUUAUACUUCUUAAAUUAUUUGAUGUUAAUGAUGAUGGAAACAUUUCUAUAGAGGAAAUUCGUUUAUUUUAUGAACAUUAUUUGUCUGAACUUAGAUUUUUUAAAGAGCAAAAUAGAUUAAAUGGAAUUGCUGAUGUAUUUCUUCAUAGACUUUUCCCAAGAAAUGGUGAACAAAAUCAACAAGAAGAAUUAAAUUUUAUCGACUUCUUCAACAAAAUCCAUCCAUUUUAA